This is a messenger RNA of Anolis sagrei ordinatus, 1869 nucleotides long. Lineage: Eukaryota; Metazoa; Chordata; Lepidosauria; Squamata; Anolidae. The record is from RefSeq and is a predicted model, not a curated record.
CAACAAGCCAAUUGAUUGACAACCUCUCCCUUCUCAGGUGCUGCUGCUGUCUUUCUGCCUGAUCCUCUCUCCUAACCUGUUCCCUUUCGGAGGGCAGGAGCGCCAGGCGGAGCUGCAGAGAGUGCUGUCCCGCCGCCUGCGCGAGUACCAGAGCGGUGCCAUGCAGGAGCUGGUCAGCGAUGGCCCCCAGACCACUAUGGCACCGCCCAGCGCCGCUUUGCAGACCUUGGAAGAGGAGGCGCUGCGCCCCCCAGAAGCCCUGCUGCAGGCCAAGGAAGGGCCCCUCCUCAACCAGUCCCUGGGAGACCCCCGGAGCCCCCCACCGCCCAACCAGGACCCCUCCGAUUACGACAGCAGCAGCAGCAACUCCUCCUCCGCUUCCCCGGCUUCCCCCACCCCUGCUCUCCAAGGGGAGCCCCCAAAGAAGGAGGGGUCUCCCCCCGGGACCCCCCUCGGCCAGGAGCGCAGCUGGGUGGGUCGCACCACCAGCGUGGUCAUCCAGCCGCGGCACUCGGACGAGAUGUGACAGGCGGGCGCUUGGGCAGCAAAGCUUGGACGCUUCCGGAGGGUGGUCAGGAGUGGACUGCAUCCCCCCCCCCGAUUUGGGAAUGGGGGGGUCUUUUCUCCUCUGGCGAGCGUUGUGUGGGGUGGUCAGGACUUGGAGGAAUUGCCUCCCUGUUUGGGAAUGGGAGGAGGGGUCUUUUCUCCUCUGGGGAGGGUUGUGUGGGGAGGCACCCAAACCCCACAGUGGAGGGAGGGCUGGCCCUUCUCUGGACCCCUCCUCCUCGUUGCCCCUUCCUCUUGGGAGCAGUUGUGGGGGUCUUUGCAGGAAGACCCAGGCCUCUCCUUGGCCCUUUCUGAGCCUCCAGAUGCAGCAGGAAUAAUGCAGACCCCGUUAUUGUGGGGAGUGCCCCCCUCGACAGGUUUGGAGAGGAGAGGAGUGGCCACCAGUCAAGCAUCGCAUUAGAGAAGGGCACCCCAAAGGUCAUCCAAUCCAACCCUCUCCUUUCUUCCAAGUAGGAAGAUGCCACCCAAGCUCUCUCGACAGAUGGCCAUCCAGUCCCUGCUUCAAUAAUAAUAAUAAUAAUAAUAAUAAUAAUAAUAAUAAUAAUAAUAAUAAUAAUACUUUAUAACCCAAUACCAUCUCCCCAAGGGGACUCAGGGCAGCUUACAUGAGGCCAAGCCCUAGAAUAAUAACAACAACACUAAAAUAGGCCUCCAGAGAAGAAAGAUUCACUGGAUAGUGGUGUAGUCCACAGUCUCACCAUCUAACAUUGAGGUGGGGUCUCUUCUCCUUGCAGUUUGGAUCCAACCAGAGGUUCCCAUGGGGUUUGGUGCACCCCCCUGUGCUUGCCACCCCAUUGGGGGGAGGAAAGAGGAGGGUCUUCUCCUUCCCUUUGGGUGGAGAGGGUUGAUGGCCCUGUCCCCCAAACCAAAGCAAGCCCAGCCAAAGAAGGGGGUCAACAGGGGAGGGGGGCUGAUGACCCCUCCCUCCAGAGUGAGGGUGUAGGGCCCCUCUUCCCUUUGGGGAGACCCUGGCGUGCAGUGGCCUAGGUGGGUUGGGGGCAGAGCCAAGCAGUGCCAUGGGGUUGGUCAUGAGCAGUAGCCCAAGAGACCCCUCCCCAACAGCGGCCCCUCCAUCCCCACAUCCAAACUUGUCCCCACCCUGCCAAAGAAGGAAGACCACCCCCACUUUGGCUCCUUCUCCUCUUCCUCCUGGGCUUUGGCUGAGCUUCCUGCCUCUUGCGCGUGGCCCCUGAGGACGGAGAGGGUCUCCCCCCUUCGGAAGGGGUCCUGCCUCUUUUGUGGUGGUCUCGCUCUUCCCUUGGCUGUUGUCACGGCAUGUGUAAAUAAACGAAACCCCUCUGU